AUGAUUACCAAACCUCGUACCAUUGUGCUCGUCACCGGGGCCAAUCAAGGGAUUGGCUAUGCAGUGGCUCAAGGUCUUCUUGCUCACAAGAAUUGCUUUAUUCUACUUGGCUCUCGAGACACUUCCCGUGGUGCCAAAGCUGCAGCCAACCUCGAUCCUACUGGUGAAUUCGUUGAGUCCAUUACCAUCGACGUGGCAGACGAUGCAUCCAUCCAGCGAGCGGCCGACCUGGUUGAAUCUAAGUACGGCCGACUAGACGUUCUGAUCAAUAAUGCGGGCAUCAACAACGAGAUCGACGUUAUGAUCGAACAACACAAGAAGCAGCAGGAAGGAGGCGUGCCUUGUCCCGAGCCAGUUGAUCUGGCUCAGCAGCGCAAGCUCUUUCGCGACGUGUAUGAGGUCAAUCUCUUCGGCGCCGCAAUGGUCACAGAGGCAUUUACACCUCUCUUGGAGAAAUCAACGGAUUUUCCAGCUCGUAUCGUCUUCGUGUCCUCACACACGGGCUCAUUGGGCUUGCGAGCUGAUCCUUCGAGUGCGGAAUAUGCAAAGUGGUCUCAUCCUUCUUUCCCGGCUUACCGCAGUAGUAAGGCGGCUUUGAACAUGUUGACUUUGCAUUAUGCGGCCAAGUUUCAUGGAAAGGGGUGGAAGGUGAAUGGUUCAUGCCCGAAUUUGACUGAUACCAAUUUUACGCGAGGAUGGGUGAAAGGUAGACCAGCCACGGAGUCUGCGGCGAAUAUUGUGAGACUGGCGACUUUAUCAACUGACGGGGAGUCUGGAGUAUACUCGGAUGAGAAUGGUGUUGUGCCCUGGUAG
Molecule: messenger RNA, 813 nt
Organism: Penicillium brasilianum
Lineage: Eukaryota; Fungi; Ascomycota; Eurotiomycetes; Eurotiales; Aspergillaceae
Source: the annotation of a GenBank genome assembly